Camelina sativa (false flax) is the source of this 984-nucleotide messenger RNA. The record is from RefSeq and is a predicted model, not a curated record. NCBI's taxonomy places the organism in Eukaryota, Viridiplantae, Streptophyta, Magnoliopsida, Brassicales, Brassicaceae.
AAAAAAAACAAAACAGAACAAACGUUGACUGACUUUUUUGUACGGGCAAAUGAAUGAACCUUAUCCGUCCGUUGCUGUCGUCGAGAUCAACGAUAUGAAUGAAUUGGUUAUCGGUUUCCAAAGAUAUUGAAAACACGCGAUGAAAGAAGAUGGAGGAUCGGGUAACGAAGCAGAGGAUUGGCAAAAUAAACCCAUCAAGAAGAAGAUCUUUCAUCAGUCUCAAAGAUAUUCCUCCUCUCGAUCCAUCUUCUAUCCCCGCCCCCUCCUCCUCUCUGCCAAGAGAAAUGAUGAUUGUGCAAGAUGAUAAUGUGGGGAUGCAGAGUUUCGAUGAGAAGAGUGAGUUAAAGAAGCUUAUAGAUGUGAAUGAGGAGGAGGUUAAAGAAGACAAUGCCUUUUCUUCCUUCUCUAACAUUCAGAUUGAUCCUAACAGCACAAGAAGAAGUCUCAUAAGCAUUACACAAGACAAGAACCUUCUUCUUCCUAAACCAGAGGAAGAAAACACCACCAAACCGAUAUCUAAAGAUGAAUCUAAGAGAGGGUCAGCGAAAUCGGUAUUACACGAAAUAUGUGCUUCCAAGCGUUGGAGACCUCCGGUUUAUGAAUGCUGCAAAGUUGAUGGACCUUGUCAUAUGAGAUUCUUUACAUACAAAGUUGUGGUUGAGAUUAGAGAUUCUUCAGGGAAUACUGUUUUGGAGUGUUUUGGGGAUCCCAAACGUAAUAAGAAAGCUGCAGCUGAGCAUGCAGCGGAAGGAGCGCUUUGGUUUCUUCACCAUGCAAGGCAAAACCAGUCAAAGCCGGAUCAGUAAAUCAUCAUUUUGUCAGAUUAAUUUAUUGGAGAGAGUUUGGUAUAGUUUUAUCUACUUUUAACUAGGGAAGCUUAAACGAUAUCCUUAUCUAUGGGUUGUAGUAAUAGUUUUAAUCUGUGUCGAAACGAACUGCAAGUGAUUGUUUUAAUGAUUACAUUUUCUCUACUUUUUAUUUCAA